Molecule: messenger RNA, 722 nt
Organism: Ilex paraguariensis (yerba mate)
Lineage: Eukaryota; Viridiplantae; Streptophyta; Magnoliopsida; Aquifoliales; Aquifoliaceae
Source: the annotation of a GenBank genome assembly
AUGAAACAGGGACAGUCAAAUAAGAGCACCAGUGUAAAAUACAAUCCCCAUGAGGAUAGUGGAACCGGCUUCCCAAUUGAGCCACCCAGAGGAGUUGUGAAGAAUGGAUUCUCUCAUUCUAAUUCGAUGAUUCACCCUUGUGCAGUAGGAUACUCAUGGACCAAGAAAGUAAAGGAGGAUGCUGGUCAUACAGUUCCUGGCUGGGCAUUUGGCUCUUCACAACAUGGUGCAGAGUUGUCAAGACAAAGUUCUCAUAUGCCUAAUGUAUCCGUCGAGUCCUCCAAUAUUCAUCCUAAGAAGGAUGAGAGAGUGUCUUGCAGGGAUACUAUGGGUUACGUACCAAAAAGAAACAGGAUCCUCUGCUCUGGACCACUGAUGCCUCCUGGAGGAAACAUGGAAGACAUGCUGAAAGAGCACGAGAGACAAAUUCAAGAGGCAGUUCGCAAAGCUCGUCUAGACAAGGCCAGAACCAAAAAGAACUGCUAUGAUUAUGGGCAGUCCAACUAGCUUCGCCAUUUCUAUAACCAAACUUUUGCUGCCUUGAUAGAAAAUAAUCUCAAUUGAACUUGUCUGUUUUCACUAACCGAAAGUAGGAGGAAAGAGAUUAUGAUCUGGUUCCAUCCAAGAGUAAGGUGGCUAUAUCUUCCGUGACCCAGAUUUUGACUCUCAAAAUAUCAAUUGGGGGUGAUUUUGCCUUUUAAGCUGGUGGACUUAUAUUUUAU